UUAGUUUAUGUGCUGUUACUUCGAUCUGUGAAAUGACUGCUCAGUGCGGGUGACAGUGACAGCUGAAGUGGAGCUCGGAAUAUUUCAGGCUGUCCAGAUUUUUGUGUGUCAACUUUAAGAGCUAAGUGCUGGCCUGCUGAAAGCGCGACCGACACACAAAGGCGCACAUCGCGAUGGAGGUCAACAAAGAUGAAUCGAAGCGGUGCAUUGACAUUGCGGUCACUGCGUUCAGGGCCGGCAACGUUGAGAAGGCUGAAAAAUUCCUGGAGAAAUCUCUCCGACUGUACCCCACUAAGGAGGCAGAGGUUCUGCUAAGACGCAUUCGAAAUGCCACCUCUGGCGCUGGUGCGGCAAAAAGUGGGACGACGCGAUCAGAAGAAUCGACCGCUCGUCGCAGGGCGGCGAACAGGGAGAAUGAAAAACCGCAGGAACCGAAGCUAAACGUUGACUACACCCAGGAACAGCUGGACGUGGUGAAGAGAAUCCAGAAAUGUAAGGAUUAUUAUGAAGUAUUAGGGGUUACUAAGGAAGCUACUGAUUCAGAGGUUAAGAAAGCAUACAAAAAGCUAGCGUUGCAGCUUCAUCCAGAUAAGAACAAAGCUCCCGGUUCUGUAGAAGCAUUUAAAUCGUUGGGUAAUGCGGUGGCAGUUUUGACUGAUGCUCAGAAGCGGAAAGAAUACGAUUUGUAUAGGAAUCAAGACGGUACUAGUAACUAUCAUUCCAAUCAUUCAAAUGGUGGUGGAUACAAUCAUCACCACGAGUACAGCUUCGGACGUAGCUUCGAGUCGGACAUCAACCCCAAUGAUCUCUUUAACAUGUUCUUCGGUGGAGGCUUUCCACCGCAGCAGACUCGUGGAAGAACGCGGCAAUCUCAAGAGCCCCCUUCAACUCAACCAAGCCUGAUAAUCGCCAUGGUAGUGACUUUCAUUGUUGUAACACUGUUGUCGACGUAUUUGUCGUCGGGUCCAAUGUACAGUCUACAGCAAACUGUCACAUACUCGGUGGAACGUCGAACACUAAACUUGAAAAUUCCAUACUACGUGAAGCAUAACUUUGUCAGCGAGUACCAGGGUUCUCUGAGUCGGUUAGAGCACUCGGUAGAGGAGGAAUACAUUCUGUAUAUGAAACGCACUUGCUACAAUGAACGGAACUAUCGGGAUGCGAUGAUGGCUCGAGCUAAAAGCUUUGGCAGCCGAACCCAGCUGAAUCAAGCCCAACAGCUUAAGAUGCCUUCCUGUGAUGCUCUGUACAAGCUGGGCAUCGGAAGGGUAAACUACUAAACCAAUUCUUGGGAGUAAUAAAUUAGACGCAUAGUAUUUAUUUGUUGUUUGCUGCGAUGUAAGGGAUGUUUAGUCAAGGUUUUUAUCACGAUGUAGUGUCGUACCAGUGGCCACUUUCAUAUUGGAACGUCAUAGUUUUAUCAAAUACUUUAUGGUCGGAAGAUAUUCCCAUUCCUUAAUGGCAAAUAAUAAACUAAUUUUGUUGCAGGAUAAUAUAGUAAUCUCAAGUAAAACUUGUUUUAAAAUAAACGGCAUUUCAUUACUCAAAAAA
Molecule: messenger RNA, 1551 nt
Organism: Topomyia yanbarensis
Lineage: Eukaryota; Metazoa; Arthropoda; Insecta; Diptera; Culicidae
Product: dnaJ homolog subfamily B member 14-like
Exons: 4
Coding region: 174-1280 (368 amino acids)
Biological process (GO): cellular response to misfolded protein
Cellular component (GO): endoplasmic reticulum membrane
Molecular function (GO): Hsp70 protein binding
Source: RefSeq, a predicted model, not a curated record